Messenger RNA from Corvus hawaiiensis (hawaiian crow), 4978 nucleotides. RefSeq names its product theg spermatid protein like (gene SPMAP2L). The transcript is spliced from 7 exons. The coding region runs from base 1978 to 2931 and encodes 317 amino acids. Lineage: Eukaryota; Metazoa; Chordata; Aves; Passeriformes; Corvidae. The record is from RefSeq and is a predicted model, not a curated record.
AGCCCUCUCAGCCUCCUGGCUGGGUGUUCAGGCCAUGCUCCAUGUCUCUUGAGAGGGCUCAGUCAGGGAUUUACACCAAGCAGUGAGUCCGUAUAUUGGAUGAUACUGUGAUAAAUACUUGAGAGGAAAUGAUGCCCAGUUUUGCCCUUACCUCAGCUUCUAACAAACAUCCUGCCUCUUCAAAACGGAAGCUGUGACUGCUUUACAAGGAACUGAUCUCAAAAGGAGUUGAUCCCCCUUAAGCAAUGAGUCUGUGAAUGCUCAGACAGUGGAGGGGAGGUGUUUCUAUGUCUGGCUGAAGCAAGGCCUCAUUUUCCUUGCUGGGAAGCACGAGCAGGUCCAAACAAUAAAGGCUCCACCAGGGCUGUCUUGUCAGUGAGGUGGUUUAACUCCUUCAAGUUGCAGAGCUGCUGUGGGUGCAUCCUGUGUGAGGAUAUCUGUCUAUCUAUCAUCUAUCUAUCUAUCUAUCUUUUUGCUGUGAUAAAACUAAUUUUUUGUAAUUGGCAAAAAAACCCAAAGAUUGUCAAGUGAGUUGAGAGACGUGAUCUGAGUGUACGUGGGACUCUUUCCUUGGCCGGAUCAUGGUGCAAGCUUUGCACAGCAGUGUGGGGCACUAGGGCCAUGUGCACGUUGUGCUAGAUUUGGCUGUGGCUGUGCGCUGGGCCUGUGCCAGCGGUUGAGGAAAAGCAAUGGGCCUGCUUGCAGAGAUAGAGCCAGCUCUGCAAUAAAGCUAGGCUGGGGGGGACCUCUGUGUGCUAAUCCUUCACCCCCUUGCACCUUUGCAAGGAAAACCCUCUGGGGAGCCGCUUGGGAAUAAAGAACUGAAACUGGGUUUUGGCUCCUGAAAUGACAUCUGCCUUCCUGACCGUGUCCUGUCUUGAACUAGUGGCAGGGGGCCAAAGUCCUACAGGCAGUUGCCUCUCUGGGAUCUCAGCAGGAGCCGUGUUUGCAGCACUGUGGCCCAAGUGAGGCAGGACAGGCAUCUCACAGGGAGCGUGCAGUGAAGGUGCUGUAACAGCAGCCUGCCAUUUCAGGGAUCUCUGUGGUGCUGGGUGCUCUGACAAGCAUUUGCCAGGGCUUGGCAUCUUACUAGCAGUAUUAGCCCCAUCAGAGAAACCACAGGUGUGUCCCCAAAGCACAGAUUGUUUUCUGUUGGCAAGUAUCACUCUCUGCUGGUGUCCUUGCUCUUCUCUAGGGCUAUGCUAGGCAUCUUUGCCAGAUGAUACAGAGCAGGGAAGCAAUGCCCCAGGCUUCCACCUUCUCUGCUUUUUCCAUGGUGGGGCACUUCCAUAGGUGCCUGCACAGUGUGGUUGUUCACCAGCUGGCUGUGGGUAGUCACCUGUUGCCGCAGUGGGUGGGUAUGGGCUUGGUCUGUGACAUUGAGGAGUUGUGUAAUACACUUGUGGCACUGGAUCAUCUUGUUCUUCUUUCUGUACCGAGGCUCUUAAAUUUCAAGCACUUCCCAGUCACUAGGAUUUCAGGCCUCAGCAGUGAUAGCUGAUCUUCCUGAAAGGUUUUGGUCUGUUGUAUAUUCAGGAAAAACAUUUCCAGAGCUGCUCCUAGGGCACAGACCGUGUAUGUUCCUGUGUCUCUGUAGCAUCUAGGACCUCUGUGCUAAAUGGAGUAAAAUAAAAUGUGCUCCUAAAGCCAUGUGGGAACACAGUGCUGUCUCCAUGGUGCCUUUUAGUAAACCACAAAGGUGGUGCUAACAGGUGUUUCUUCAUCUGGGCUCCCAUAGGCUGGGAGAGCAUCCCUCUCAUACCUGCAGAGAUUUCAUGGUAUGUUAUUGACCAGAAAAGUUCCUUCCCGCUCCCCUAGCCAUUUCCCAGAGGGACCUUUCAGUGGAGGCAGAAUUGCAAAUUUGUGUCUCUGCAGUCCAAGAGAAAACACAAAAAAUCAUGGGCUGGUGAGUUUGCCAGAUGAAAUGGAUGGAAAGUACUUGAAGAGAGAGGUCCUUAAACACACUCUCUCAAGGGAAUGGAGGCAAAAGCACAGGGGCUUGAGAGUGUUUAUAUGGCUUUGAGUACAGCAGUAGCUUCUUCACGCUUUGUUGGUUUAAGUUAUGAUGAUGGCAUGUUUGUCCUUUUCUGCAAUUUUGACAGGAUACAUGUACUUGCAGAACCCAAGCAACGAUUUUGUGACAGCAGUCCCAGGCUUGUGUGGGGAACCCAGCAGAUGAUAUGGACCCCCUCGUGGGGUGCUAUGACAGCUCGACCAUCUGCAAGAAUAUUGUCACUGUCCAAGCCCAAGAAAGAUUAUAGCGAGUACCAGUGCAGAUGCAGACCAGUGAUCGGUGGGCGUCCCCCGCUAGCGAAGUUUGGCUACCCUUCUGAACGGCUGCUGAGGUUGGCUGAACCUAAAAAAUACCUCCCUGCUUACCUGGAACAAAGAGCCCGUGAGUCCCCCGAGUGGCCCGUGUCCCCGGCUGCACGGAACUAUAAUGCCUCCCAGCGGAUCCUGGAGCUUGCCCGGCCAAAGCCGCUGCACCCAGACUUCCUGCCGGCCAGAGAGGUGCCAACAGAGGUUUCCAAGUUUGCGACCUCGGCCAGUGCAUCAGCGCGGAUCCAGCAACUGGCAGAGCCCUUGAUUAGGGAGAUGACGUGCUGCUCUAGGCACACCCAUCCUGGUCCUGCCAUCUCUGCGGUUUCCAGGUCUCAGAAGGUAAUUGUGAGCCCUCGGACCAUUGAGCUGUCGAGGCCAAAACAACUCCACGCAGACUAUGCACACCCGCGGGAUCCUGAGUGGCCCGUGACAGAGGCUGCCAAGCGCGCAGUGGCUACACCAAGGGUUCUGGAGCUGGCCCAGCCUAGCGCAAGACCUCGUGUGGGCUUGACUGCAUACAACCCAGAUGCAUUCAGAGUGAAGGAGGCUGCUUUGAAGGCAGCUUGUUCUCAGCGGCUCCAAGAACUAGCUCAACCAAUUCUGCGCUAAGCUCCCUCAGAAAUGCUCCUGCCAGCUGCCCACAUCACCCCUUGAACAUCACUCUCUCUGUGCAAUGGCUGGAAAAUCUACUUGAACAGAGCACAGAGGCAGCACUCAGCAGUAACACUUUCUGGGAAUUCAAAUAAAAUCAUCAUUCCUUAAGAUUAGUCUUCAGGGAAAAUUAACAGAAUUUGACCAAAUGUGGGAAGAUUCUCUCCCUAGGAUGGGUUAUGUCUGAAGUUUCUCUCUUGAUUGUUUUGCUGUAAUAGUUUAAGAUGUAACAAAACAACUGCUGGGGGAAGGAACUGUCCUUUCAUGCAGGGAAGUGUGGCAAACCAAACCCAAGAGCAUGCAGUAAGCUGAUGCAACACAACUCCUGAAUUUGGGUUCAAAAAUUUUUGCUGAAGUUUAAACAUCUCCUGACACCCAGACGUUUUGUGCUUGUGACAGAAGUAGAUAUACAAAAGGCUACAAUGUAUGUUGAAUUGGCUUGGAUUUGGGGCCUGUUUUCUCAAAUGCCUGGAGAACAGGCAGACCCAGUUACACAGCUGGGUUAAAUCUGUGUGGUUCAGAUACUCAGUUGUGUGACCCCAGACAAAAUAAGAGAGUUCUGCAUUGGGAUUUUUGGAGCCUAACUCAAAAAAGCAGAUUUCCCCUCAGAGUAAGAGAGAAGGCACAUUGCAAGGGCUAAGCAGAAAACAGGUAUUGAUGCCAGAGUCUGCAGAACAAAUUCUGAGCUCCAGCUGGGUCUGUGGGUGAGUCACUUUGGCAGCUGGAUUGCAAGGGAACAACACAGCCUGUGUGGGGCAUGGCAUAAGGGAGAAUGCUUUUAUCUGUUUCCUACAAGGUCGGUGUGUUUUGCACUGGCUGCCCAACCACUGGCGACAGGCUGGAGAUACUGAGGCAAGAGAGAUGCUCACCAGGAAGAGAAAAAAGCCACAAAUGAAAGCAUAUGGCAGUUUCAGAGCCAAUGUAUUUUAAUCUUCCCUGUGUUAAGAUGGUUCUCCUUCCAAAGGAGUAGAGGGCAGGUGACCACAAACCAGAAGGGGAUUAAUCAGAGGAUCCAUUAAUUGAUUCAAUAAUCCACUAAGCAGAGGACUUUUGAAGGCUUUUGAACAAGGUAAGGUCACUGGGCAAUGGUGCUGGUUAUUUUUAGAGCAGGCAUUGCCCUAUGCCAGGAUGGAUGAGAGUUUGGACUUUGUGCAAGAGGCCCAGUGCAACUGCAUUCCUCAGGCUUGAGAAUGGCCAGGAGGAGACUGGGGUCUUCCCCUAAAGCCCCUACCCUGUGGGGGAACCCCAGCACCACCAGCCUCUGCCACCCUGGCAGUUAGGGUAUGUGUGGGGCUGUGUGGGCUGCCAUGCAUGGACCCACAGGUGCCUUAGGAGAUGAGGCUGCCCAUGGCUGUCCCUGUGGCAAGAGGGGAAACCCACAGUGCCCACUGAGGCUGCCUGGGAGAAAUGCUGCCCUUCCAGAGGAAGGAGUCCGCCUCCUGUCGUGGGGGCAGGGAGCACGAGCAGGGACAACACAGCUCCUCUCAUCAAAAAACUUAUUAUUGCACUGGGAAAAAUCCCAAAACAAGCCACGAGUUCUUUCCUCUUUAGUGACCUUUAACAGAAAGGUAAAAAAAGGCAUUCAAGGGGUGCUUCGCUUGGUCUGAUUAUGGUCUAGGCACUUGGUUUGCCAGUAUCCAGAGCUGAUUCAGGCAUGUUGAGCCAAACCAGGUCACCUGAACAACAUACCUGGUUUUCCAGAUGUCCUACUCUCUGGAUGAUCUGUACCUUAAAGCUAGCACACAUACUUUGCUUCUGAGGAUUGUAAGGAAAAGGAAUCUUUAUUUCUUCCUUCUAUAUUUGAACAUACAUCAUGGCAAAUUUCCUGCAAGCCUGGGACAAGGGCAUGAAAUUGCAUUUUCCUGUGCAGCUGCUGUUAAUGGGUUGGAAUCACUAGACAGGUUAUCAGCCAUCAAAAGUUGUAUACACACAUGUAUAUACAUAUAUAUAAAAUGGGAUUUUUUCUGGUUAUGUACAUGUUAAAUAAAACUUAUGUUAAAUAGCA